Suillus fuscotomentosus is the source of this 708-nucleotide messenger RNA. RefSeq names its product aspartic peptidase domain-containing protein. Gene Ontology annotation, biological process: proteolysis. The transcript is spliced from 3 exons. NCBI's taxonomy places the organism in Eukaryota, Fungi, Basidiomycota, Agaricomycetes, Boletales, Suillaceae. Gene Ontology annotation, molecular function: aspartic-type endopeptidase activity. Bases 1 to 708 code for a protein of 235 amino acids. The record is from RefSeq and is a predicted model, not a curated record.
AUGUUCCCAGCUGCAUCCCUGUUGACGAUUCUCCUCCUAGCCUUGUCCAUCGUGGCGUCGCCUGUUGAAAUCCACGACUCCCCCAUCACCCUCUCCGUCGCCUGGAGGCUAAACACCUCUGGUGGUACCAUAAACCUCUUACAGCACGACCAAUCUCGCGCGACCGCUCUCAAAACUGUUGGCAGAGACACUCUCAGCCGUCGUACUGGCAGCACUAUUGCGAUGAACGAUGCUGUAUGCUACACCGCAGCACUUGGUAUUGGCAGCCCCGCCACAAUCUACAACUUGAUUGUCGACACCGGUAGCUCGCUCACAUGGGUUAGUGCCACCUCGUACGUGAAGACCAGAACCAGCGUUGACACUAGAAAGCCCAUAUCAGACCCAGACUACGGUUCUGGAACCGAGUACACCGACACCGUCACUCUCGGUAAUCUCACCAUCAUCCAGCAGCCGAUUGGUGUUAUUUCUACUUCAACGGACUCUGUCGUCGGUGUCAUUGGCAUCGGGCCCCUAGACUUGACAGAGGGAGAAUCAUCCACCGCGACAAUCCCAACUGUCACUGACAGCCUGUACAGCCAAGGCAUCAUUUCUCAGAUAAUCGUCAGCCUCUCUUUUGAGCCCACCACUUCGGAGUCAGACACCAACGGAGAGCUCAGCUUUGGUGGAACUGACGCUACCAAGUACACCGGUGCCGUUGCAUACACGUAA